AUUCUUUGUAAAUUAUCUUUUUUUACUUAAAAACACUUUUUAUGACUCAUUUAUCAAUAAUUAUUAUGUACACAUAAAGAUUAUAGUAUAUCAAAUAUCCUCAAACACGAAGUGUGUCAUUCAGAUAUGAUAUAGAAUUCAUAAAUUGUAAAUAAACUGUUGCUUUUUUAAAACAAAAAUGAUAGCACCAGCUGAAGGUUCCACCAAUAAUGAACCUUUAGUGAAUAAUUCCAGUAGUUUAAGGAGACGAAUUUCAGGUCUUUUUAACAGAGAUAGUAGUAGUCAUGGAAGUAAUAGCGGGAUGGGAUAUGUGGAGUUUGGAACAUUCUCUGAAGAGUCUACCACUAGGACCUUGGGAACAUUUGCGGGAGUAUUUUGUCCAGUUACUUUGUCUAUGUUCUCAGCGCUCAUAUUUCUGCGAAUGGGUUACAUUGUAGGGAACGCAGGUUUGCUGGUGACGUUGACCCAGUUUGCAAUCGCAUAUGGUAUUUUAGUUUUUACUGUUAUGUCAAUUUGUGCUAUAUCUACAAAUGGAGCUGUUGAAGGAGGCGGUGCAUAUUUUAUGAUAAGCAGGACACUAGGGCCCGAGUUUGGGGGAUCAAUUGGUACAUUAUUUUUCUUUGCAAACAUUGUUAGCAGUGCUCUUUAUAUAUCUGGUUGCGUGGAAGGUUUAAUAGAAUUUUUUGGACCCUCAGGUUAUUUGGUAGCUGGUGUCAUUGAGAAAGGUAGAUGGUAUGGAUUCCUGUAUGGAACUUUAUUAAAUAUUUUAAAUCUCUUUAUAUGCCUCAUUGGAGCUUCGAUGUUUGCAAAGACUUCUCUAUUUAUAUUGGUGCUGGUGUGCAGCUGCUUGGGAAUUACAUUUUUCAGUUUUUUCUAUGAGGGCUUUUUGGAGGUUCCCAUCCCUGAUACAAAUACAUUGAUUCAAAAUGCCACGAUGCCUGUUACGAGAAAUUAUACUGGGCUUUCUAGUGCUACAUUUAAUAGCAAUUUGUUUCCUCAAUAUGGACAAGAUUAUACUGCCAAAGGAGAGCUAACUUCCUUUGCGACAGUAUUUGGUGUUUUGUUUUCUGGAGUUACAGGAAUCAUGGCUGGGGCCAAUAUGAGCGGUGAGCUGAAAAAUCCGGGAAAAUCCAUCCCGAGAGGAACUCUCUCCGCUGUAGGCUUUACGUUCAUCAUUUACAUCUUCAUAUCCUUUCUAACUACUGGUACCUGCACAAAAGAGCUAUUGCAAAACAAUUACGUAUAUAUGGCUGGAGUAAGCGCUUUUCCUGCAAGUGUGGCUAUUGGAUUAAUCACCGCUACGUGGUCUGCCAGCCUUAGUAACAUCAUAGGCGCUUCUAGGGUUGUUGAAGCUCUCUCGAAGGAUAGAAUUUUUGGUCCAAUCUUAAACUUUAUACCAAAAGGUACAUGGAAAGGAAAUCCAAUAGCAGCAGUGGUGCUCUCAGCAGUACUGGUCCAGUUCAUCCUUCUUAUCGGUUCUCUUAACAUCAUCGCCCAAUUGAACUCGGUUCUGUUUCUGUUGAGCUAUUUGGCUACGAAUAUAGCCUGCUUGGGACUAGAAUUAGCAGGUGCUCCAAACUUCCGUCCGUCGUUUAUGUACUUUACGUGGCACACGGCUCUCUUGGCGUUCUUGGGGACGAUGAUCAUGAUGUUCGUGAUAAGUCCCAUCUAUGCAGCCAGUAGCAUACUGCUGUGUUUGAUAUUGGUGAUCGCUCUGCAUCUGUUUUCGCCCUCCAAAGAAGCUCAGUGGGGAAGUAUAUCACAAGCUUUGAUAUUUCACCAGGUACGAAAAUAUUUAUUGCUAUUGGAUUCUCGUAAAGAUCAUGUAAAGUUUUGGCGUCCACAAGUUCUCCUAUUGGUAAACAGUCCACGAUCAUCCUGUCCUCUCAUAGAUUUUGUCAACGAUCUCAAAAAGGGUGGCUUGUAUGUUAUAGGUCACGUUGAAACAGGAGAAAUGAGCGAAGAAGGCGUUGAUCCGACUUUAAAUCAGGCACCCCAUUGGUUGACGUUAGUUGAUCACCUCAAGGUAAAAGCUUUCAUUGAAUUAACUGUGGCCAAAACAGUUCGUGAGGGACUACAACAUUUGAUGAGACUAUCUGGUAUGGGAGCGAUGAAACCAAACACUGUAAUUCUUGGAUUUUUGGAUAAUGAAGAAUCUCAAGAUUUUUUGCGAAGUACUGACUCAAUUUAUCAAAAUCAUGACUUUGAAAACGACGUGUUCCCUCUCAAGACACAAAGUACGGUGCAACCUUUAGAAUAUGUCCAGAUGAUGCGAGAUGUGCUUAGGAUGAAUAAAAAUUUGUGCUUAUGUAGAAAUUUUGUUAGACUGAGAAAAGACGCAAGAAGUGUCAGAAACAAAAUGUAUAUCGACGUAUGGCCUGUCAACUUUUUAAAUCCAGGAGAAAACGACUCAUUUGACACUACGUCCCUGUUUAUGAUGCAACUGGCUUGUAUUGUCAACAUGGUACCAGUUUGGAAAAAAUUAAAACUAAGAAUAUGUAUUUGUGACGAAGCUCGGUCCAGCUAUUUUACAUCAUCCAUAUCACUAAGCCAUUCCGAACGACUGGAAACUCUCUUGAAAAAAUUGAGAAUCGAGGCAGAACUUUUCCGGGUAGAUGGUUGGAAGACAGUUCUUGAAUCGCACGGUACCGAAGAGGAACGAUACCCGAAGAGUGUCAAUACUUUAAUUCUUCAACAAACAGCAGAGACGGCUGUCACUUUCAUAUACCUUCCAGCACCGCCGACAGAUAAUACCAAACUGGUUUCUUUUUACAACAAUUUAGAAAUAUUUUCGAGAAAUCUGCCGCCCACCAUAUUCGUUCAUGGUGUCAGCACGGUGACGUCAACUACCUUAUAAUAGAGGGACAACAUUAGUAUUAGCAACGAAUGUAGACGCAUAUAGAAGGAUUCUUCACUGUCAUUUCUUAGUAAAGUAAGUCAGGAACAGUUGAGGAACUACCACUACGGAGUAUGCAUGUGAUCUCUCCUUCAUCACUGCGAACGCAGCAUCCCUAGCCUAGUGGUGAAGGGAAGAUUAGGUACGUGCGCACUUCGUAGUGGUGGUUCCCCAACUGUUCCCGACUUGAUUUACUAAAUAAUUACACUUUAAAAAAAAUUUCUACUACCACGUUUUUAUUAUUUCUAGUACAUAAUAUAAAAUUAUACACUACAGUGGAACCUCGAUAAGUCGGAUUAAUCGGGACCGCGGCCUAUCUGGGUUAUCAAAAAUCCGGGUUAGCCGGAGAAUAUGGUAAAAAUUAAUAAAAUUCAGUAUACUUAUAGAUAAACUCCAUUAUAAUUGCAAAAACAUGAAAUACAUAUAUGCACAGUACAUCUAAAUUAUGUACAGUUGUAUGCAGUAUUGUUCAUUUCUUGCUGAAAAACUGUCAAACUGAAAAAAUGUGUCUCUUGUCUGAUGAAAAUCAGUCUGGGUUAGCCUGACUUUCGGGUUAUCGGAGGCCGACUUAUCGGGGUUCCACUGUAUUUAGUUGUUUCAAUUCCUAUGUAAUGAAAGAAUUUUGUAAUCAAUUUUAAACUCAUAUAUCUAAAUAAAAGAAAAUGUUUAAAAUGGUAAAAAAUUAAUGAAACAUGUUUCGAUAGAAUAAUUGUGAUAUACCUUAAUAUACAGUCCGUCUAAUUUACUUAUCGUUGCACGUCAUUAUCUACGUUAGAGAUCUAAGUUGACAUUGUUGCCCAAUUACAAAAAAAUCUUGAAUUCAUUUUAAAACAAAUACAUUACAUAAUUUUUGCGGAAGUGGAUUAUACAGCAAAACAAAUUAAUAUUCAAUGUAAAUAAAUAAAAACUUGAGAAAUAGAAAACAAGAAUUAAAUUAUAAUCUUAGGUUAAAGUACAUAAUAAAAUAAGUAAAUAUAAUAAAACAAAUACUUAUAAUAAAGAAUAAAAACAAAUAUAUGAAGUGUCAUCACCGCAACUGUCAAAUAAAUGUUACCAAUUUAUGCCAAAAUAUCACCUUCGUUCGAUUACAGUUACAGUAUGUUCUGAACAAAUGUGUUUCAUAAAAACGCUUUAUAAUCCGUUUAUACAAAUUAAAUGAAACAUACUAUUGUGUAUUUCUUUAAGUUAACAGUAAUAGAAAUCUGUAAAUAUUAUUUCUACGCGUACAUAAUAAAAUAUGUCUAGUGGCUGUAAUUCCAGUGUACUCGGCAAAAUGAUUCUAAAAAAGAACACAUCUACCGCCUAAAUAUUUCGUGUUGGUAUCAUGUGACGUCACGGGCUAUGACGCGGAUGACGUGCAACGGUAAGUAAAUUAGUCGGAGUAUAGCUAAUAUUAUAUUAUUAACUUAAUAUGAAUUUUUAUUAUAAUAACUUUUAAUUAUUUAUUAAAAAAAUAAAAAAAAUAUGAAAAACCCGGGUUUGAACCUUGGACCUCUUUGCAGUCCAAUGCUCUACCACUGACCUAUAAUAUCCGCUAUGGACUAAUGUACUUUACAACGGGAUCUAAAUGGCAUUGCAUUAUUUGCAUUUAAAAUUGCUUUAAAUUCAAAAUAAAAGUCAAUGUAUCUAGAUUUACAGGUGUUGAAUAUUGCAUUAUCAUCGAGUUCUGAGCUAUUCUGAAAAUUUCAGAUGUCUAGCUAGUGGAGAAGUAUGUUUAAAAUCGAUCACAAGAUUUCCCAGACACCGUGACAAAAAGACUGACAUUUUAAAAAUGACAUUGAAGAAAUUGUUCUACAUGCGUCUAUAUUCGUUGGUAUUAUAUUAGAUUUAUUUGAUAUUUUAGGUAAUGACAAUUUACGAUCUUUUAUUAUUUGAGAUUUUUUAAAUAUCAGCGACUUUACGGAUAUCAACAACACUGUUUAGAAUAAAGUAAAAAAUGCUGAAGUGUCAAAUGAAUUAUAAGGAGCCAUCGAACAAAAAAUCGUAAUUAAGUGCGUGGCAUUUAUGUCAUUAUCAUUGUCAAUAUAAACGUUGCUUAUAAAAAGAUUGUCUACUCAGUUCGCUCAUCUCAGAUCUAACGUAAAUUCUCGUAAAUUUAGUAAUUCAUUCGUUCCUUUGUUUUCUGGUGUAGCACUAUGUAAUCUUAUAAAACCCUAAUACGACAAGUCACGCAGUCUGUCCGGUGCGGUUUCGAUAUGUUGACAUUAAAUGACGUUUAAUAAUCGUUAUUUUAUUUUGUUAUAUCUUUUUUAUAACAGCUCCAGAAUGACUGAAUCGAAUUAGCUAAUUUCGAUUUUAAACCAUUUGUAGAAGUAUAAGGAAAGUUUAAAAGGUGAGAAAAUGUGAUGAAGUUGUAAAGAAAAUACUAAAAACAACAAUUUUAUUGUCAUAUAUACACAAUUAUAUUAUACUCCUUUAGAUUUACGCAACAUAAAACUGCGGCUAACUUAGGAUAUAUUUACUUUUUCACGUUUCCCGCAAAAUCCAUGUUUUUGGCACUUUGUUUGAUCUUAAUAUGGUAUUUAGAAUUGUUUCAUUAAAUGUAUAAUUAUUACAAUGUAUUGCAUUAACGCACAAACUUGAAUUUUCAACUUUAUCGCAAAAAAAUGUUGAAAAAUAGUUUUUAUUAUUUUAAGUAAACAAUGUAUUAAAAUUAUUUUUAAUUAUAAACAUAUUUUCUGUAUAUUAAUUUUCGAUAUUUUCAAAAAUAGAGAUAUUCUUAAGCAACUAUCACAUUUUUUACAUACUUCCUAUACAACUAAUAAAAUUUGAUAUCUGAUGAGAUUGUAAAGAUUUUCUUCCUUAGACUUCUACAAAUAUUUCAAAAUCAAAAGUAGCCAAAUCGAUCCAGUCCUUCUCGAGUUGUAAAAUAAAAACAAUAUAAAAAUAAGAGUCAGAAGAAAAUGGACGGUAUCAGAAAAAAUUGAAGGAAUCAGAAAAAAGUAAUUUUAGAAACUAAACCUGAAUUGUUAUAACCGAAACUUAAAGGUUAACUAGACUAGAACGUUCCUUUGCUUAGUGACAGCCAUGAUUGUCGUUUGACACUAGCCAGUGUAGCCAACACCCAAAUACACUUGACAGUGCUACACUAAAAAAUAAAGGAACACAUUUUUUACUCGAUAAUUAAAUUGUAGCCAACAGGCAGUGACUGGAAAUUACUAUAUUGUCCUUCUCAUAGGCAUUUUUUGUUCAUUCAAAAGGUGGCAAAGGUAAGUCCGUGAUUUAUAACAUUUAUUCUAACAUGACAUUUUAGUUAAAUCUGACAGUUGUCAAAUUUUAUUUGCAAUUUGGCAUAAAAACAAAUCAAUUGUGUUAAUUGCAUUUAUAAAAUGGUAUUUUCUUUGAUUUGUAUAGUCUUAUAAAUUGUACAGAUUAUAUUCGUAGAUAUAUUAUAUAAUUCAUAAAUAAUUUUUUUUCGAUUAUAGCGCCAUCUAUCGACAACUGGAAUAAAUGUUAUAAAUGUCUGUAAUCACGUACGUGCCUUUUUUCUGUCACUUACAACUUAAUGCGUUAGAAAGAAAUCGAAAAACUGACACACUGAAAGAUACCCAUGAGAAAAAGCAUACAACCAAGCAUACAUGCUCAUAUCUCAUAUUUAAAUAAAAUAAUUUUCACAUACAGUUUAUUAACAAAAUAAAACUCCAUCAGUUAAAACAAAAAUUUAUUUUGAAAUUUUACUGUCUUUUAUGGAUUAAAAAUAACAAAUGGAAAGUUUUUAAUGAAAAUUAAUGAAUACACACCCCCAUUAUUAAUCAUUCUUCUUCAAUAUUAAGAGAUUGGAUUUUUUCUAUAUUGUGUGUUUUUGGCAAUGAAUCUGUCAAAAUAUUUCCAAGCUGAGCGAACGGACUAUAUUUAAUUUUUUAUUAAAAACUGGUAAACAAAUAAGUUCAAUUAUGUAUAUGUCAGUCUGUACCGCGUUUUUUAUUCCAUAUACCACUCUAAUUACGUCGUUUUGUGAUGGUUCUAUAGAUAUUAGAUAUACCUUAUUUACUUUGAAUAGAUUGUAGAGAUUAAGCUCGGGUCUCAUAUUAUGGAAGGAUUAUUCAUGACACAAAGAAUAGCCAGAUGCGAACAUUUAUGUCCCAAUUUAUCCAAAAUAUGUGUUAACGAGUUUUAAAUAGGAUAUUUUGUACAACAUUAUAGUUGUCAAUAUAUUCUAAAAAAAUAAAUACUUUUUUUUCUCUAUUUAGAUACGUGAAAUCAACAAGAUUUGUAAAGUUUUGUUGUUGAAUAUAUUGUUUGCAAGUAUUAAGGUACGUAUCCAUACAAGGGUGAUCCGCGCUUGGUGUACCAGCUCCACAUAGUGAAUACGUUGGUGAUCGCCGCUCGGCGCUCACCCUCUUCGAUUCAACCGGUUUGUGGUUUAUAUGUAGGGGAGCGCAUGCCGUAUCCAUUUAAGCAGCUACACCGAGCGCGGAUCACUCUUGUAUGGAUACGUACCUUUAUAUGUCUUCGUCUAUUGUUAUUAAAUAAGGUAUAUAUUGAAUGUCAUUAAAACGUGAUAAAAGUAUUAUGAGCCAAAAUGUUAAAAGAUUAAUUGGUUAAAUCUGACAUUUAAGUUUAAAAGUUUAUAGUUUAAGUUUUAAAAUAGUUGGUUAUAAUGUAGUAGCGACAUUGGCAAUUUAAAGUACAGUUGAGUCCGCGAGUCUUUACCCGUGCGUCAUUAAUACCUGGUGAGAUAAAACAUACUUUUUAUUUAGCAUCAUUCUCUUCCACGCAUGAAAUUAAUGACAAACCAGCUGCCGCCUGUUAAUUAAGUAAAAACACAUGUUAUUUUUAUGAACGAUUUAAACUCAGUGUAUUGAAAAGAGAUAGGUACAAAGAAAGAUGAUUGGGGAUGUCUUCACAUAUUUUAAGUACAAUUUCUGACGUUUUGGUUUGUUUACUUUUGUGGUUGUCAGUUUGUUGAAUUUUUUGCUGUUGUUUUGUCGAAUUUUUGCAUUUUGAAGUUUUUUAUAGUAUACAAACAGUUGUUUUCACAACUAAUUUUAUAUUGGAGUUAGAAAUUUUGUGAUAAGUUUAUGUUAUUUUAAGAUAAAUUUUGACGACGUACAAAGCUAACCUCAUUGUUCACACAGUUGAAUUCUUGUGUUUAAGGUUCCGCCAAAGUGAAUAAAAUAUAAAAAAAUAAAACAUGUUAUUUAUUUUUUUUAUAAAUUGUUUAUUUAUUUAUUAAUCAAUGAUAAUAAAAUAAUUUAUUAAGCUACUUCAAAUGUAGCUGUAAUUAUUCACCAAAAUUUUAAAGCAAAACUUAAAUUUGACAUUCUAUUUAUUUGAUAACGUCAAAUUUUAUAAUAACCCGUGAUCGGAAUAAUAUCCAUUUGCCGUUGCGUUUAGUAAAUUUCCGACUUAUUUCGUAUGCUUUAAAUGAUGACGCACGGGUAAAGAUUCGCGGACUCAACUGUAUUUGAUGACUAAAAAAACUGUACUUCAUAUAGAGCAUUCCAACAUGCUGUCAAAAUUAAAUCAAUAUGGCGACUGGGAGGCAAACAUAAGUGUUAUUAUAUCAAUUCUUAAUGUAUUUUAGAUCAUUUUAGUUGCGUUUCGUUGUAAUUUUGUUUUGUACAAGGAUUAAUUCAACAUUUUCACUCGAAGAAUUAAUUUAAAAAGAUAAUAUGCAUCAUUUUUGUUGUGUUUUGAAGUAUGGAAUGCGAAGUAAUCAUGAUAAUGUUCAUUUCGGUUACCAUCAGUGCUACAUUUUAAGCAUAAAACAACUAAAUAAGUCAUCAUCUGAGAGACAAAAACAAUGGUUAAAUAUGCUAUAAAACGUCCUAUGAAAAUGGUAAAUAACUAACUAUGUCCAUGUUACUUACGCUUGGAAAACCGUAUCCACCGUAGGUUAACUCAGAUCCUUGAGGGAAAAUGGAGCUAUAUUAUUUAUUUUGCUUGUACCUACUAGCAACAUCUGUAUUGUCUGCCAACAAUAUUCGAAAAUAUUCACUCCUGUUUAUUUAUUCACCGCUUAAAACUAAAUAAAGUCGUUCAAGUACUUCUGCAACUAAAAACUACACAAAAUCAACAACAAAAUGUUCAGAAAAUACAACUAAAAAACUGUGUAAAAAACGGUAAAAAACUUAAGAAACAAUGUUUGACAGUUUGACUCCCAGCGGUUUCAUAAAUGUCAAAGUCUUGGAGUGUCCUAUUAGAGUAACUUUAAUGGGUAAUGUCAUUUACCAUUAUCAUCGCAUUCAAAUAAUGCUCCUAACCGUAAGAAUGAAUGCAAAAUUUAAAAUAGCAUGUGAUUAAUUCCACGGCAAGUGUGGUAAAUUAGGAAUCCGACCCAAUUAGUUUUCUCAUAUUUUUCACAUUCACUAUUAUUCCAUAGGAUUAAAAUUUGUUGAAUUUGUUUUUAAAACAACUUUGCUUUGAAGUGUGUUAGAAAAAUUCUGAGAAGUAUAUUCUAUGAAACUCUCCCGACAAACGAGGACCGCAGAUUCUUCAGAUAAUUUUAAGACAAUUCAACCCAAUUCACCUAGUCCGAAAAUGCUUCCUAAGGGAGCUAGAGCUCUUUGAAGAUGGCGUCUUGGAAUUAGUUUUUCUUAAAUCUCUCCAGAACGCUUUUAUUUAGAAAAACGAAAAGAUAAAUAGGUACGCCUAUUUAUCUUCUAGAGAUAAAUCGAUUACAUCACUUCCGAGUUUCUAGUACCGGUCAUAGGCGCCUGUUUUGGGUAGGGCAACGGUUAUUUUAUCGUAUAACUUUUUUGUCUUUAACUUUUAAGCAUUUUUGAAACCGGAUUAUUAAAUUGUGAGGUUUCUAGUACCAAAAGGUACUCUUGCUUUAAGUCGGUAGGAUGCACCGUUUUCUAGAAAAAUCCAUUUGAAAAUUUUUCGUUUGCUGAAUUUGAAAAAAAAAUUUCAAAAAAAAGCUAUUCAGAAAAACAAAAACUAGUAUGUUUAUGUAUCUUUCAGAGAUAAAUCGAUUUCCUCAGUCGAGAAAUUCUAAUACCUGUCAUAUGCGUCCGUUUUGGGUAGGUCAACGGUUAUUUUAUCGCAUAGCUUUUUUGUCUGUAAUUUUUAAUCAUUUUUGACACUUGAUGAUUAAAAAAUGAAUUAUUCUAGUACUCAAAGUUACUCUUGCUUUAAGUCGGUAAAAUACACCUUGUUUUUUGAAAAAAAAUUUCAAAUUCAGUAAACGAAAAAUUUUCAAAUCGAUUUUUCUAUAAAACACUGCAUCCUACCGACUUAAAACAAGAGUACCUGUUGGUACUAGAAUACCUCAAAAUUUAAUAAUCCAGUGUCAAAAAUGCUUAGAAAUUAAAGACAAAAAAGUUAUACGAUAAAAUAACCGUUGCCCUACCCAAAACGGACGCCUAUGACCGGUACUAGAAACUCGUAAUUGAUGUAAUCGAUUUAUCUCUAGAAGAUAAAUAGGCGUACCAGUUUUCGUUUUUAUAAAUAGAAGCGUUCUGGAGAUAUUUAAGAAAAACUAAUUCCAAGACGCCAUCUUCAAAGAGCUCUAGCUCCCUUAGGAAGCAGUUUCGGACUAGGUGAAUUGGGUUAAAUUAUCUUAAAAUUAUCUGAAAAAUCUCCUGUAUUCGUUUGUCGGGAGAGUUUCUGGACACCCUGUAUAUGUAAAAUUUCCUUCUUAGCAGAAGGAUAUUUGUAGGAUACGUAGAGGUUUGAAUUUGUUCAAAAAUUUAGCUCAAAACUCCCUUUACAAGUGUUAUCAACGCGCAUUCAGAUGCUCCCAAAGACGAAAUUACACGGUUUUACUUUUGCCUUUCAAUAUGUGUUGAAUAAUUCACUUUCCAGAUACCGUGUAAAUAGCAUUGCUUUCAUUUCUGCUCCAUUCAACAAAAGUAAUUCAAUUCGGUUGAACCGUGUAAUUGCGCCUUAACCGUAAGAAUUAAUGCAAAAAGAAAAAUUUGUCUUCUUCUCGCUUUCCUUAUGACCUAUAAGACUGUCGAAUCUUGUUGGCAUCUAUGCAUCUUUUACUCAUUUCUUCUAAGCCUCCCGGUCUUCUGCUGUUUCCUUCAUCUGUUGCAUUGUUUUCCCUCUGUUGUUUCCGAUUUUCUGGAUUUGUUUCAUCUACCAUUUUCUAGAUCCUACCUCUUCUUCUUCAUUGUAUUUGGCCUCUGUCACUUUCUUAACUAGUCUGUUCUCACCCAUUUUAAUUAUGGUUCCAUACUAGUUCAGUUUUCGUUUAUUGGCCUGUCUAGCCUUGUCUUCCCAGCUAUCUUUCUCAGUUGCUUCAUUUCUGCUGCAUUUUUUGUACUUUCGUCUUUUUUUGUAACCAGUGUUUGCAUGAUUGCGUUAUACUUUUCUCAUUAAGAAUUGUCCACAUAGUAACUGGAGAAAUCUUAGCACAAAAUACGAAGAUUUAACCUAAUACAACUAACAAUAAAAUGUGGCUCCUUAGUGAGUUUCAGCGUAUUUUAUUUAAAAAUUUAAAUACUAUUUGUACCCAGUACUUUAAAACCAUUUGACAUAUCCUGAUCAUACUUGCAGCUAGUGGAUGUACUGUAUAUCCUACUAAAUUAUAUUAAACAAACGUUUCUGGCUACUACCAGAGGCGUACGACCAUUGCGAAUGGUUGACCCUUCCCAAAUUCUACGCCACUGACGGAAUUGCUAUUUUAGUGCAAUUUUUGGAUUCUCCAAUACUUCCUAUGUAAAUAACAUACUCUUCAUUCGUAACGAUAAAUUUAUUAGUUUUCGAGAUAUUUGAAGUUAAAAAUAAAAAGGCGCAGUUAUUGUGAUUAAUGUAUUAUGCCCCUUACCAAGUUUAAGUUAUAAAUUCCAAUAAACUCAGCAAAUACGCUAAUGUCACUGUCAUUGAAAAUGAUAAACGUCAAAAUUCAUAGUUAACAGGGUAUAGACCCAUUGUUACAGUUAAAAAUCCUUUAAAAAUUUUUCGAAGUUAAAAUUAUUGAUAUAAAGUACAUUAAUUCUUGUAUUAAGAGGAAACAGUAGCGAUCAACAGGUAGCGAAAACGCGUUCCAAGAUUGCGGCUGUAAUUUUGAAUAUUUUUUCGAGAUAUUUGGCACACGUAUUCGUAAUAUAAUAAAGAAUGGCGGUACAGUGCCAAAUAUCGCGAAAAAACAUUCGAAAUUACAGCCGCAAUCUUGGAACGCGUUUUGCUACCUGUUGAUCGCUGCUGCAUCACCUUAAAUAAACAAGUUUAAGUAAUUUUAUUUGCAGUUUAUAUACGACUAAUAUCAAAAGUGGCAUGCACCACUUGAACCUAACUUCAGCCCGUGAGUAAUGCAUUAUUACUCACGGGUAAAGUAAUGGGUGUUAUUAUCUAUUCAAAAAUAGUGAAUAAUGAACAUGUUAUUAAACGGUCGUAAAGAAAUGUAUUCUUGUAACGCAUUUAAAGUACAGUUGUGCUAAAACUCAAUUUCACACUAUUUGAAUCUCCGAUUUUGAUGAAAUGAUUUAAUUUAUUUUGUUUGUGAUCAAGUUUAAGUGCAUACAUUUUCGGGUUCCUCAAUUUGUUCACUUAGGCAGGAAAUAUACUUGUUUCUAAAUGAAUAAAAGGGUUAUAUACAUGACCUAUUUAUAAGUAGUACGUAGGCAAUUAUUUUAAUGUAAAGCGUAACAUAUCAUUAAUAUAUAUUCGCCAUGUGUGUCACGUCAUACCCAUAGAGAUAAAUAUGAAUAGACAGCAUGUCUUGGUAUUUAUAUGGCCGGUUACACUGAUUUUUCUGAUGACUGACUCAAGAACUAGGUUGAAUAGCAUGGUUGAUAGAGCCUCUCCCUAUCUGACCCCCAUGUUGAUGUCAAACAGGGGGUCAGUUCUCCAUCUACUCUGACUGCUGCUUUUGAACCCUGCACCGUAAUUUUUAUGAGGCGGAUAUAUUUAUUAGGUAUACCUAGAUUAUGAAGGUCGUCCAGCAUUUUGUCUCUUUUCAAACUGUCAAAAGCUUGUUUAAAGUCUAUAUACAUAUUAUCUAGUUCUAUGUCGUAUUCAUAUGCUUUUUCUUGUAUCGCUCUUAGUAUGAAUAUAUUAUCUGUAGUGGCUCUAUUUGGUCUGAAUCCAUUUUGAUAAUCACCAAUUAUAUUUUCGGAGUAUUCUGACAAUCGAUUGUAAAAAUUAUACCAGAAAGAAUUUUGUAUAUUACAUUUAGCAAUGAAUUCUGGCAUUCUCUUAUCUCCUUUUUUUAUACAGGGUGUCCAGAAACUCUCCCGACAAACGAAGACCGGAGAUUCUUCAGAUAAUUUUAAGACAAUUUAACCCAAUUCACCUAGUCCGAAAAUGCUUCUUGAGGAAGCUAGAGCUCUUUGAAGAGUUUGGAAUUUGGAAUUAGUUUUUCUUAAGUAUCUCCAGAACACUGUUAUUUAGAAAAACGAAAACUGGUACGCUUAUUGAUGUUCUAGAGAUACAUCUAUUACAUUAAUUACGAAUUUCUAGUACAGGUCAUAGGCGCCCCUUUUGGGUAGGGCAACUGGUAUUUUAUCGCAUAACUUUUUUGUCUUUAACGUCUAAGCAUUUUUGACACUGGAUUAUUAAAUUGUGAGGUAUUCUAGUACCAAAAGGUACUCUUACUUUAAGGCGGUAGGAUGCACCGUUUUCUAGAAAAAUCGAUUUGGAAAUUUUUCGUUUAUUGAAUUUGAAAAAAAAAAAAUUUCAAAAAAAGACAGUGUAUUUUACCGUCUUAAAGCAAGAGUAGCUUUUAGUACAAGAAUACCUCAUAAUUUUAUCAUCAAGUGUCAAAGAAGGUUAAAAAUUAAAGAUAAAAAAGUUAUGCGAUAAAAUAACCGUUGACCUACCCAAAACGGACGCAUAUGACCGGUACUAGAAUUUCGCACUAAUGAAAUCGAUUUAUCUCUGGAUGAUAAAUAAACGUACCCGUUUUCGUUUUUCUAAAUAGUUUUUUUUUUAAUUUUUUUUUCUAGUUCAACAAACGAAAAAUUUUCAAGUCGAAAUUUCUAGAAAACGGUGCAUCCUACCGACUUAAAUCAAGAGUACCUUUUAGUACUACAAUACCUUACAAUUUAAUAAUCCAAUAUAAAAAAUGCUUGGAAGUUAAAGGUAAAAAAGUUAUACGAUAAAAUAACCGUUGCCCUUCCCAGAACGGGCGCCUAUGACCUGUACUAGAAAUCCGUAAUUAAUGUAAUUGAUUUAUCUCUGGUAAGAUAAAUAAGUGUACCAGUUUUUGUUUUUCUAAAUAGAUGCGUUCCGGAGAUAUUUAAGAAAAACUAAUUCCAAGACGCCAUCUUCAAAGAGAUCUAUCUCCCUUAAGAAGCAUUUUCGGACUAGGUGAAUUGGGUUAAAAUGUCUUAAAAUUAUCUGAGGAAUCUUCUGUCUUCGUUUUUCGGUAGAGUUUCUCGACACCCUGUAUAUUGGCUGUAUAAGGUCAACUGUCCAUUCCUCCGGCAUUUGCUCCUUGGUCCAUAUUAAUGUUAUUACACUUGAGUCCACGAGUCUUUACCCUUGCGUCAUUAAUACCUGGCGAGAUAAAACACAUACUUUUUAUUCUAAGAGCAUCAUUCUCUUCCACGCAUGAAAACACAUGUUAUUUUUAUGAACGAUCUAGACUAAAAAAAAGACUAUUGGGGAUGUUUUCACAUAUUUUAAGUACAAUUUCUGACGUUUUGGUUUGUUUACUUUGUAACUGUCGGUUUGUUGAAUUUUCUGCUGUUAUUUUGUCGAAUUUUUGCAUUUUGAAGUUUUUUAUAGUAUACAGUUCUUUUCACAACUAAUUUUAUAAGUUUAUGUUAUUUUACGAUUAAUUUUGACCACGUACAAACUUACCUCAUUGACGCAGUUAAGGAAUGCUUGUGUUUAAUGUUCCUCCAAAGUGAAUAAAAUAACAAAAAGAAAAUAUGUUAUUUAUUUUUUUUAUAAAUUGUUUAUUUAUUUAUUAAUCAAUGAUAAUAAAAGUAUUUAUUAAGCUACUUCAAAUGUAGCUGUAAUUAUGCACCAAAAUUUCAAAGCAAAACUUAAAUUUGACAUUCUAUUUAUUUGAUAACGUCAAAUUUUAUACUAUAACCCGUGAUCGGAGUAAUACCCACUUUCUGUCACUUGCUGUUGAGUUUAGUAAAUUUCUGACUUAUUUCUUAUCCUUAAAAACGGGUAAAGACUCGUGGACUCGUAGGUAAUGAAUUCUUCCCCAGAGUUCAGAUCCUCCAUGUUUUAGUAAUUCUGCUGAAAUUCUGUCCGCUCCUGGCAUUUUAUUGUUUUUUACUUUCUUUAUUAUUUGAACUACUUCAUAAUUCACAUUUUCAAUGUACUGUUCCGCCGUAUAAUACCGGGUGUCCACUUAUAUUUUCCCCCAUUUUAACUGCCUAUAACUUCUAAACGGCUUAAGAUAGAAAUAUGCGGUUUUCGAUGAAAUGUUUUAUUUUAGUAAAAGUUUUGUCUGAAUGGAUUGAAUUUUUUAUAUCGCUUUCAAAUACGAAAAGAAAAAUGGCGGAUUUUUGAAAAAAAGUUGUUGACUUUUUUUUAAUGGAAUACCCAGUAUAUUUUUUGUAAAUUGAAAGAAAGGUCAUUCACCUAUCCAGCGAUAUAAAGUUUUUCAAAAUCGGUUGUCAAAUCACUGAGUAAUUAAUUUUUAAAAUGAGCGGUGCAACAUAGCCAUAUCACAUAUCUAAAUAACAUAACUAAGCAAAAAAUGGUAUUAUGUUAUGUGAUUUGUAUUUGAAAGCGAUAUAAAAAAUUCAGUCCAUUCAGACAAAACUUUUACUAAAAUAAAACAUUUCAGCGAAAACCGCAUAUUUCUAUCUUGAGUCGUUUAGAAGUUAUAGGCAGUUAAAAUGGGGGAAAAUAUAAGUGGACACCCGGUAUAUUGUCUCGGUUUGAUCAUUUUCGUUUUCUGCAUUUAGGUUUUCUUCGACGUAUUCUUUCCAUCUCGUUAUAAUUGUUUGCUUCUCUGUUAGCUCCUUGUCGCUAAGUCUGCUGCGAUGUUCCUUGCUAACACUUAAGGGGAAAGGCGCAAACUGUCGCCUGUCAAAAUUUUCAAUGUGUAAUUACAAAAUGUAUUCAUUUUUUCGAAUCCUGAGAAAUCUAUUAUACGUAUUUUUGAAAAAUUUAAAACGCAGAAUGAAAGAUUACGUUAUUACCGAGGGCCGAAAAUCCCUUACAAUAAAUAAAAAGUUUCUUUUGAAUGAAGUAUUUGUAAUUAUAGGCAAAUUAAUGGUACCUGCUAAUGUUAAUGCGGUAUUUUCAGGAAUAUUAAUAUUUUUCAUAUUGCAUCAUUUGUAAACCUUGUAAAUCAUGUUUCAUCUCCUGCAUGUUUUCCAUCUUUGUUCAUAGCAUAGCUUUCAUUUUUCUUGUAUUCUCUUAGACACGUUCACAUACAGUUAUUCCAAUGGAUCUUUGCACAAACGUAAUGAUUUGCAAACAAGUUAAAUCAAAACAUUAGGUGCAACGUACGUCGGCAUGUACUGUCAAUGCAAUAAUUAGGAAAUGGGUAUUAUGGCGGUGGAGGUAUUUUUUAAAGUUAUUUUAUUAAAGUGUUUGAUCUUUUUUCACUAUUGAAGAGAUUGAUGGACUCAACAUUAAAUAGCUUGAUCAUUAUUCGCGGUGUGCAAGUACUUGGAAGAGAUACGCGAAAAUAUCGUGCGCGAAUAGCGGAGAAAAAUUGCAACUUUCUUAAAUAAUUCAUAUUGUCAAUUGAAAUUGUCAAAUUGACGUACAUUUCAUACCUAUUGUCAUUUAAGAAGAAAAAUGAUAUAUUGCUCCACAAUAUUGAUAUGAUAUGCAAUUAUUAUAUAAAGGUAAAUUUAAUUAAUUGUAUUUUGCUUGCAGUACUGCAUUUUAAUAACUAAUUUUAUUUACUACAUACAAUUAUUUACGUUUUAAUAACAUAACCUAAAUCUUAUUUUUUCUUCUUAUUAUUUUUUUUGGACUAUGGCCUUGACAAUUUUCCAGUAACCAGGACCAUAUGAUUGGCCAAUAUAAUUAAAAGUGCGAAUAAAAGUGCAGAGCGUAGAAACCAGAUGUCGCUUUUCCGAACUUGCACGGUCCCAAUACCGACUAUUACUAAUGUAAAAAUAAAUAUAAAACGGUAAUAAAUACAAAACAAAAACAAAAAGUCAAAAAAUAAUCUUGAAAAUAAACCAAUGUUUCUGUUCGACAGAACUAUAGCCAGACUCAUGUAUGUAGUAGUAGUAUAAUGACAAUUUAUUUGUAGGUUAGAAAAUAAUAUAAUUAAUUACUGUUAUAAUAAUUAAUUAUUAUAAUAUUUUCUUUAUUUUCGUUACUUGAACUUAAAAAUAAGUAAUUACCGGAAGUAAUCAAAUAAGAUAGCAACAGUUAGUUAUUCCAAAUACUACAGACUGCAAUACAUACAACUCUUGACAUUUCCCAUUAAUUUUGAGGGAGCAAAAAAAUAGCGCCAUCUAGCGGUAUGAGUAGGAUAACCAGAGCAAUCUAACCUUACAUUUAUAAAAUUGCUUUAUUAUUGUUUUUGUAUAAGUGUUUGAACUAUUUUUAUUUUAAUUUAAUUUAGCAAAAUUAGCUCGUUAUUCAAAAAUUUAUAAAAUUAAAUUUGAUUUUUUACGUCAAAUUUUACGUUGUCAAAACGUAGUUCAACUCAAGCCGACAGUGGCGAUAGUGGCAACAUGCUUUCAGAUUUCUGUGGGAAUUGGAUCAAGUACUAUUGACUGUAAUACAUACAACUCUGUACAUUUCCCAUUACAUUUGAGGAAGCAAACAAUAUAGCGCCAUCUAGUGGUGUGCGGUGAUAACCAGAGCAAUCUAACCUUACAUUUAUAAAGUUGCUUUAUUAUUGUUUUUGUAUAAGUGUUUGAACUAUUUGUAUUUAAUUUAGCAAAAUUAGCUCGUUAUUCAGAAAUUUAUAAAAUUAAAUUUGAAUGUUUACGUCAAAUUUUACAUUUUCCACUGUCGGCUUGCGGUGAAACUACGUUGUGACACCGUAAAAUUUGACGUAAACAUUCAAAUUUAAUUUUAUAAAUUUUUUAAUAACGGGCUAAUUUUGCAAAAUUAAAUUAAAAUAAAAAUAGUUCAAACACUUAUACAAAAACAAUAAUAAAGCAAUUUUAUAAAUGUAAGGUUAGAUUGCUCUGGUUAUCACCGCGGACCACUAGAUGGCGCUAUUUCUUUGCUUCCUCAAAUGCAAUGGGAAAUGUCAAGAGUGUAUGUAUUACAGUCAAUAGUAUUUGGUUGGAUGUAUUACAGUAAAUAGUAUUUGGUUAUUCUAACAAUUAUGUUUGAAAAUAAAAAUUACAAUGAAAUGUACAAAUACUAACAGUUUAAAAAAAUAAUAUGAACAACCAAAAUACAACAAAUACGUCAAUGUCACUGAAAAUGAUAAACGUCAAAAUUCUUAGUAAAUAAUGUAUUAAAGACGUAUGUAAUGUAUCGCUAUCCUUGUUUAAUUUAUUGUGGUUUCUAUGGACAAGCGGCUUAAUUUUGCGAUACUAGUUUCUGUGAGUAAAAAAGAGACCUAGUAUAAAAAGUAAUUCAGUGAACAAUUUCAUGCAUGUGCAUUCAGAAUCAUUGGAACAACUGUACGUAUAAAUGGUUUUAGUCAAAACUUAAUAUUUUCUAUAAAUAAGUCUUUAGCUACCUAAUUAAAGUUAAUGUUAGUUAUGAACUGAUAUAGCUGAAUUAAGAAUAUAUAAAUGAAGAAACUUAUGUAAUAUUUUUGACACUAGAUAUAUAGAUUAUAGAUUAUUUUUAUCGAUUGGUGUGAUAUAAAAUUCAAAUAUUGUUAUUUAAAAACUAUUCUGCUAGUUAAGCGAUUGUCGAUAAGCAAUUGUUAAUACAGGGUAAAUCUUAAAAUUAAAAGUCCCAUAGUGAAAUGAUAAAUGUUUGUAUUUUAGCUGUUUCACCGUAAUUUCAACGGAGCGUGUUGAGGCGCGCUUCACCAGUAUACUAAUUUAAACGUCCUCAAAAAGAAAUGGCCAAUAUACAGUGUGUCGCAUUUAAGAUGAAGACGCCUAUAUUUCGACUAGCAAAAUAAAUACAGAUAUGAAAUUUUGCACAGUUAUACAGGUUGAUGGUUUACAUUUUUAAGAUAGUUAACUAAAAUUUAAAUUUUAAACGCGGCCUACUGCGAAUUCACACAUUGGUUGAAUUUUCGAUAUUUUUCUUCGCAUUGGAGAUAUCUGAAAAAGUUAUUUGGAAAAGAUAAAGGCAGUUUUUGUUUUUAUUUGAUUCAGAGUUGGACCACCAUCUCCAUAUAGCCUAUUUCAGCAUCCCAUGCAUCCUCAGUGAAGCUAUGUGAUCACAAAUCUGAAAGAAAUAUCAACAAUCCUGCCUGUUAAAGGGAAACCAUCGCGAUGCAAUGAUUACACCUUUUGAGACGCAAUCCAGUGACAUCUCCCGCAAUGCGAGGAAAACAACGAAAAGCCCUAGAUACACACUUUACUACUUUUUAAACAAUUAGAAUAAUUGAAAUAAAAAUAUAAUAAACAAUAUUUUAAAUCUAAGACUUUUCGUUAAUAAACUGCUUUCUGGCUGCAUCCUGUACCUCCGGCUUUUACAAUAUAUAAGCACAAGAGACGACGAAAUUAGGAGAAAGCAAAUAGAGGACACUUUGGCCACGCAUUUGCCUUCUCUUCGUCAAGGAAAAAGGACCGAUAGACAGUUUCUAUAUACUGAAAUCUGAGUAAAGAUGAAAAAGAUAAAGGCAGUUUUUGUUUUUAUGUGAUUCAGAGUUGGACCGCCAUCUCCAUAUAGCCUAUUUCAGCAUCCCAUGCAUCCUCAGUGAAGCUAUGUGGUCACAACUCUGAAAGCAAUAUCAACAAUCCUGCCUAUUUAAGGGAAACCAUGGCGAUGCAAUGAUUACACCUUUUGAGACGCAAUCCAGCGUCAUCUCUCGCAAUGCGAGGAAAACAACGAAAAGCCCUAGAUACAAAGUUUACUACUUUUUAAACAAUUAGAAUAAUUGAAAUAAAAAUAUAAUAAACAAUAUUUUAAAUCUAAGACUUUUCGUUAAUAAACUGCUUUCUGGCUGCAUCCUGUAUCUCCGGCUUUUACAAUAUAUAAGCACAAGAGACGACGAAAUUAGGAGAAAGCAAAUAGAGUUAAAGUUCCAAAUAUCAUUAUAUCUCCACAUACCGAAUUUCAUGACAAAAUUCGCACUUUUAGUUUUUUUCGGUAUUUGUAGUCAGGAUCCUAAGGCGGAGUUGGAAGCAAUCAUUCAAUACAUGACUGCGGUCGCCGCGAGCGAUUCAUCAAUUCUGAAUCGCUCCGUGGCAGGCUUUGACUCAAUUCGUCUCGGCCUGGUCGGUUUUCGCUAAGUCAGCACUUUAGCUUAAAUCAGUGAGUCUAUUGGAUCAAUACUCCUUAGACUCCGCUUGGCUCCAACUCAAUUCGUUGAAGCCCGGUUAGCCACUAAGCAAUUUCUAGUGGUCAGUGAAUUCCUGCCAGAUCAAUUCCCCAGCUGGAACUUACUAAUUUUCUGUUACUUCGACCUCUAUCUAUCUAUCUAUUGCCCUUCAUUUGUUUAAAGUUGAACGUAGGCGCCUCCCCCUUAUUUUUCCACUCUUCUCGGUUCAGUGCUAAUCCUGUCCAUUUGGUCCCUGCGUAUCUUUUUAGAUCAUCCGACGAUAUCAUCUGUGGUCUGCCAUUUCCUCUUUUAUGGUCCCAAGGUCUCCAGUGGGUUAUCGCUUUAUUCCAUCUUCCGUCUCUUUGUCUGCUGUUGUGUCCUACAAAUUUCUAUUCGAGAGAGGCUGCAUGUUUACUUACGUCUUUCACUUUGGUUUUAUUUUAUUUCUGAUCCAUGUAUUUUUUUAUCACUUAUCUUCAUAUCUAGUAUCUGCCUUUCCAUUGCUCUUUGAGUCUUGGCCAUAUUUUCCAUAUUUUCCUUUGUGAAGGUCCAUGUCUGUGCUCCAUAUGUAAGCACUGGUAAACUGAAAGUCAAACAAUUGGGAAUGCACGUCAUAGAUUUAAUGACAUCUUAACCCACCAGUACAAACUUGACGAAAACAAAUUCAACAAAUUUUCCUCAUAUAUUAGUUUUUUGGCUACCAUUAGGUUUAGCAGGACAUUGCUGUUACCGAAUAACAAACAUAUAUAGUCCGUCCGCUAUAACUUUUCCCAUGCGGUAUGAUUCAUUUUCAAUCAAAUUAAGUCAAAACAUAAAUUGAAACGAACGUCGAUGUGUAUAUACAUUUUGUAUACUGUAUACUAUAUACUACACACAUCGGCGUACGUUUCACUUUCUGUUUUGACUUAAUUUGAUUGAAAAUUAAUCGUACCGCAUGGGAAAAGUUAUAGCGGACGGACUAUAUGUAUGUGUAUUUACCAAAACAGCUACCGGCUACACUGUUUCUCUCUUUCUUUAAGAGUGUGAAACAAGAUAACUAUCUGUAAUAUAAGUGUCAAAGUCAUGUUGUAAUAUGGAAGGUUAUGUAAAAUUUUUGUUUGUUUAUUUUUUUUCUUUUCUUUUAUGACCUUUGGGAGCUGUGUCCAUUUAGCCAGCAACAUUUCUUAGAAUGAACGCCUAACUAAACCUACCAUACAACAAAACUAUUACGACCAAUCAAGAAUAGGGAAGGGAAAGGGUUAAAAAAUAAACUGUCGUUAAAAUAAACUAAAUAAAUAAAAUACAAUUUAAAAACAAUAAUUUGACAUUUUAUUUAACCUCCAAUAUUAUGAUAGACGUCAGUUACCAUUUACAGUACAUAUCUCUAAAUAUAAUAAUGACGUCAUAUAAACUCGUCACUAAUUCUACCCAAUGAAAUUCUCGCUGUAAUAGGAAUGGUAUGUCAGGCAUGUCAAAAAAAUCUGAUUAUUCUCUAUAAUAUAUAUUUUUUAAUUUAGAAAUGGUAACAAGGAGAAAAUUACGUGCAUCCCUUAUUGUUUGACUUUUCCCAUAGGACACAUUGAUCAUAUACCUUGGUGCGGAGGUAUUGGGCAUAUUUCUGGUUUUUCAGGAUAUAGCUCAUUUUUCAAAAACCACAAAAGCAAUAUAUAGCGGUAUUCUGUACUCAUUAACGCGUUCAAUGAGUAUUUUCAUUAUUGCAAGUAGUCUGUUGUGCUGUAUCCCAUUGUGCUGUACUUCCUAUCUCCUAGGUAUUCUGCUGUAUUCAUCGGUAGUGGUGGGAACUCUGGUGGAACGGCAUGUGUUCCACCAAACUUUUCAGAUGUACUAUUGGAUUUUUUCUUUCAAAUAACUAAGCUUUAUUUUUAAACCAAGAGGAGUAAACUAAAAAUACAGGUCCACACCUAAGAAAGUCGCUAGAAAUAUCAUCAAAUACAUCUUCUUUUUUGGUUGAUAAUAUCGGCCCUUGACGGUAAUCCAUAAAUAUAAUAUUAUACUAAUACGUCGCUAGUUAUAAAAACAGACUAAAAAUUUAAAAAUUAAAGGAAUAACACAGAAAUUAAAAAAAGUCGCUGAUAUAACUUAAUUAACCUACGAAAUGCCAAUAGUGUCAAAAUUUGAUAACAGUGGAGUAAACUUGCCUGAGGUUGGACCAAUUACAAACAAGCUUUGCGGCUUGGGAAAUUUGAAUUACUCCUCUUGGUUUAAAAACAGACUAUAGUACAGUUUAGGUGUAGAGUAUAGUAAAAUUUAGAAGUUACACCUCCUAAAAACUGUAUUCCACAGUUCCAUCAAUCUUAUUUCUGAUAAAACCCAUUUUAUUGCGGACUAUGCAUGUAUUCUGUUUUUUUUUUUUCGAUUGCACACUCAUUGAAUAAAAAUUACACAUCCUAUAUUAUAAUAUACAGUGCGCUGGAAUAAGUUUCACUCAUCCCUAUUAACUUAUUUAUUUUUAGCACGUAAGCAAAACGCUCGGACAGGUCGAUUUUUAAAAUAAUCAUAGUAUAUUAUAGAACAGCGGUUCUCAAUCUGUGGUACAUGUACCACUGGUGGUACAUAUCACUAUUUGAGGUGGUACACAAAACACACAAUAAAUUAAAAUAGUAGUACUUAGUAAGUUUUGGUAAUACAAUCUAAACAUAUAGGUGGUACCAAAAAUAAUAAAAGAACUGUAGGUGGUACAUGACUCAAAAAGUUUGAGAACCGCUGUUAUAGAAUCAAUGUUUCGAACUUUACGCGAUUCCUCUUCAAGUGACAGGAAUAACUUUGAUUUUUUAAAUGGGUCAGUACAUCAUGUGACACCUCAUUUAAAAGCUUUUGAAAUACGGAUUACAAAAAUGUAUAAUACUUUAAUCCUUUUUGAGAGCGUAGGCGCAAUAUUUCGGUUGAAUUAUUUUUAAAUGCAUUCAUUUUUUUCGAGUCCUGAGAAGAAUAAUAAGUAUUUUUGAAAUAUUUAAUCGCAGAAUGAAAGAUUACAUUAUUACCGAGGGCUGAAAGUGCCUUAGAAUAAACAAGUUUCUUUUGAAUAAUAUAUUUGAAAUUAAAAAUGACACUCAAUUUUCUCUUUUUGAGAAACCAAGUUAAUAGAGGGGGGGAACACUUAUUCCAGUGCACUUUGUAUGUUACAGUUUAAGUUGACUAUCUAGUUGAAGUUGACUAUUCGUAGUUCCAGUCUACUCAAACAACUGGUUUUAGUAAAAGUUUAUUUUAAAUGUAAAAUAAAGAUUUUAUUCAACAUUUCCUAGUAAAAGUAGACGCCAACUUAAAACAGUAUACUCUUCCUAAUGCCAUUUAGUACGAGUUGAUUCUUUCACAACAUAAACACAAACAACCGAUUCUAGAAAUUAAAUGUUACUGGGUAUGUUAAAAUCAUGACAAGUAGUUGAAGCAGUCAAAACAAAGAGAUGCGCACUUAUCAAAAAAACACGUGAGAUUCUACAUUUACUGAAUCCACCCAGAAAUAGUCAACUCAAAUUAUGUAGUAAGAGUUUAUUCUCUUUUUCCCGCGAUCUACUUUCACUAACAAGAAUUAGGAAGAGUCUACUGCAUUUAGUAAAAGUUGAGUUAGAUUUUUCAAAUCAACUCUUACUGCUCGUUUUAGUUUGAGUUGACUCGAACUAGGAAUAGUCAACUCUAACUGAGAAUCAACUUGAACUGUAACAUAUACAGGGUGAGUGGGGAGGAACGCACCAAACUUUAAGACUGUAUAAUAUACUUAGUAAUAAUUAAAAAUAACUGAUAUGUGUUAAAAUUUUUCUUACAAACUGACGAUUUAUUUAUUGCUCUAAAACCGGUUGAGAUAUGAAAAUGAAAUUUGGUAGGUUUUAAGAGAUAGUUAUUGUGCAUUUUUUGACAUACGAUUAAUAAUUCUAUAUUCACCAUUGGCGCACGUACAGGUAAUGGUCUGAAAUUAUUUACAGAAAACAAAUAGUAUGCCACUGAGAUAUUUCAAAUUAAUAGUUAUUUAUGUAUUAAGGGCGUAAAGUAGGCGUUUAUGGACCGCGACGUGUAAGUAAGAGCCCGAGCCAAUAGGCGAGGGCUAUUAACACGUAAGGUCCAUAAACGCUGUUUACGCCCGAAAUACAUACAAAUUUUUAUGCACGACUGUUUUAAUUAUUUAUUAAUAAAGAUAAAAAAUUCCUUGUACGCUCGUCUUAGUGACUAUUUUUAAUGCUUCUUUUUCUUUCCACCUUUUGCGAGCAAUUUAUUAUAAAUACCAUGUCAAAAGUUGCAUGAAUUGUAUAGCUCAAUUUAUUAAAACUCAUCCUGUAUAACAAUUCACCGAAUCAUUUGUAUUGGUUAGUUAAUAAAAAAUGUCAUAUUGAAAGAAAUAUGUGUAAGAAAUAAUAAUAUGAUAGAACAGUAAUCUCUAUAGCUAGGUUCGCCUUACCCUAGCAACAAAGUAAAUAAGUCAAGAAUAGUAAGUCGCCAUUAUUUAUCGUAUUGAAAAUUUUAUAACACAUUUUUUAAGAAGUUCUUUUAUAACGGAAACUAGUGACGAUGAAACAUUUUUUGAAAUUUUUAAAGCAGCAGAAAAUGCAAAGUUAAGUUUACUACCCGCUAAAUCUAAGAAAAUAUACGAUAAGGUCUACGAUGAAUUUGUUAGUUGGUGCAAAUUGCAGAAUAUUAAAACGGUAAUUAUACAGAAAAUGUAUUUCUUGCGUAUUUUAUAUUUUACGCAGUAAAUAAAAACUUUGUGUUUCACUAACCACACCCGCCAUCUAACAUUACCGUCCGGCGGGCGAUAAAGAAGCCCACGGGCGCUAAAGUGGCACUUUACGCCCGCCAAAUGUAUACAUAAUAUGGACUUUACCGCCCGGUCGUGGAUAAAAAUUAUUUUUGAAUUCUCUGUUCAAUUUCUGACAAACAAUCAGUCUUCCCGUUUGUUCAUAUGACGCUUCGUUUUCAUGCAAAAAAUAAAAUAUCUUAACGCUUACAAAGUAUUCGAAUAAUUCGUAUAGAAACAUCGUCGAAAACUUAAGCGUUAAGAUGUUUUAUUUUUUGCAUGAAAACGAAGCGUCUCACGAAAAAAAGGGAAGGCAGAUUUUUUGUCACAAAUUGAACAAGGAAUUCAAGAACGAUUUUUAAUUUGAAAUAUAUCAGUGGCAUACCAUUUUUAUCUUUAAAAAAUUUCAGACUAUUAACCGUACGCGCGCCAAUGGUGAAUAUGAAAUUCUUAAUUGUAUGUCAAAAAAUGCGCAAUAACUACGUCCUGAAACCCACCAAAUUUCAUUUGCACAGCUCAAGCGGUUUUAGAGCAAUAAAUAAAUCGUCAUUUUAUAAGAAAAAUUUUAACACCCCGUAUCUCGGAAACAAAUAAAAAUCGAAUAACAACAUAUUAUGAGUUAUUUUUAAUUAUUAUUACGUAUUUUACAGUCGUAAAGUUUGACGCGUUCCUCCCCACUCACCCUGUAUAUAUUGAGUAUUAUUAUAUUCCAGUACGAUAUUUAUUAAAACAUUAUACUAAGGUUAAUAUGUUUUCUAUGAUACGUUUUGGUGAAAUAUGAAAUAUUUAAUAAUUUUUAGCGUUUUAAGAUGCGUUCUUAUCAAAUCAAAAAUUAUUUUGGACCACCAUCUUAAGAACACGUGUCAUUCUAAAACGUAUCCGAGGACAUAUAUUUUUUAUAUUCUGUGAUGUAUUCCAUUAUAUAGAUAAUUGUAAUAUUGAAAUUAUAUAUUUGACACAAGUAUAUUUUUUAUUUACAAAUAUAUACCUAAUUUCAU
Molecule: messenger RNA, 25799 nt
Organism: Diabrotica virgifera virgifera (western corn rootworm)
Lineage: Eukaryota; Metazoa; Arthropoda; Insecta; Coleoptera; Chrysomelidae
Product: solute carrier family 12 member 9
Exons: 14
Coding region: 179-2857 (892 amino acids)
Biological process (GO): chloride ion homeostasis; potassium ion import across plasma membrane; chloride transmembrane transport
Cellular component (GO): membrane
Molecular function (GO): potassium:chloride symporter activity
Source: RefSeq, a predicted model, not a curated record